AUGGGAACUGGAGACAAGAAAGUCACUAUGCGUGCCUGGGCUUAUACCAGUCGCGGUGCCCCAGGAGCGGUCCUCAAAUUACGUACCGACUUACCCAGACCAACACCCGCCGAACUUCACGCCGACGAGGUUAUAGUCAAGGUCUCAUACGUGGCCCUUGAUCAAGGCCAGAGUGUUAUCAUACGAGUUUUUCCUCACUUCAACUCAAAGCCAUGGUAUCCCGGACUCGAUUUCUCCGGCAUUGUCGAAGCCGUAGGCUCCAACGUCACUCAUGUCCAACCCGGCGACCCAGUAUUUGGCAGUCCAGACCCGAAAGUUCUUUUAAAGUGGGGUCACAAGUACAACGGAAUGCUUGUCGAGCACGCCUUCCUGCCAGCAGCUCAGGUUGUGCGCAAACCUCCUAACAUUUCCUUGGCGUCCGCUUCGACGCUAGCAACGAAUGGUUGUACGGCCUUCCAGUUCAUUGAUCUGGUGAACAUGAAGCAAGGCGAUCGCGUGCUGAUUACCGGUGCAUCUGGGGGUCUCGGGACAUUGAUGGUGCAGGUUGUACGAUCAGUCGUGGGGAAAGAAGGCACGAUCAUUGGCACGUGUUCUGCGCCCAACGAAGAGUUGGUGAAGAAAUUGGGCGCAGAUGAAGUAAUUGAUUAUAGAGCUCAUCCGGUAUUGAACGAGUACCUGACAUCAAAAUAUUCUACGAACCCGUUUGAUUCAAUCAUUGAUAUUGCUGGCGCCGAUGACCAACUCUACGAUAAGAGCCCUGCGUAUCUGAAGCCCGAUGGGGCUUAUCUAAUCGGUGGCAAAAUGAGCAUCACUCACGGUAGCGGCGGCUUCCUUCAGAUCUUAUCAUGGGCUCUCAGAUUCUACAGCAAAGCGUUCUUGCCGCGCUUUCUAGGUGGUACUCCUCGGAAAGGAUUCUUUCACUCCGCAAACGUCAUCCCCGAAGAUAUUGUGAGAACGGCGGCAUUGGUGGAAGCUGGACAGCUUACAGGAACGAUCGACACGGAAUAUGCCAUGGAGGACGCUCUUAAGGCAUUUGAAGGUACAGCGAGAGGUCGAGCAAGAGGCAAAUUCAUUGUCAAUGUGCAAAAUCAUUCGGAUUGA
This is a messenger RNA of Exophiala bonariae, 1101 nucleotides long. RefSeq lists its product as uncharacterized. Gene Ontology annotation, molecular function: zinc ion binding; oxidoreductase activity. The record is from RefSeq and is a predicted model, not a curated record. Bases 1 to 1101 code for a protein of 366 amino acids. The transcript has 3 exons. Gene Ontology annotation, cellular component: mitochondrion. NCBI's taxonomy places the organism in Eukaryota, Fungi, Ascomycota, Eurotiomycetes, Chaetothyriales, Herpotrichiellaceae.